Molecule: messenger RNA, 1294 nt
Organism: Andrographis paniculata
Lineage: Eukaryota; Viridiplantae; Streptophyta; Magnoliopsida; Lamiales; Acanthaceae
Exons: 4
Coding region: 314-1168 (284 amino acids)
Source: RefSeq, a predicted model, not a curated record
AUUUCAUUGGUUUAGCUCUCUCUCUCCCUAACUCAGUAUGUUCCUUUUGAUUUUGCUUGUGAUUUAACAAUACAAAAUAGGAAAAAAAGGAUUACUUGCUACUACGCCCCCACUUUAUCAGCAUACGCAUGUCUUCUUUAGUCAUUGAUAGUAUUCUUUUUUGGUAACACUUUCCAUUUUCUUUAUAAGUAAGAUUUUUUAACAGAUAUUUUCAAUAGCAAAAUAUCUAAAAACAAAAUCAAUCAAGACGGCCUCCAUUCCAUUCCAUUCCAUUCUAUUCUAUUCCAACAACAAAACAAAACGAAAAAAAAAAAUGGCCAGUUCUAGCGGCAGCAGCUCCACCUUGUUCCACCACCUGCUGCUCUAUCGAAGGCCAGGAGCAGCAGCACCACCACAAUUGCCAUAUUCAUCGUCCUCCUUCUCCAGCAGAAGCAGCCACUGGCACUCCACCCUAACCCUAAUCCCCAAAUCUAAGUAUCAUGAUGAUCGGCGGCGGCGGCGGUUGUGGUCGUCGUUCAAGAACAGGCCAGAAACAGAGUGCCCGGUGCCGGUGGAUCAGCAGCCGAUGAAGGAGUACGAGGCACUGGCGGAUUCGUUCCCGUUCUCAUGGGCCUCGGCCGACCUGGUGGAGUACUGCUCCAGGCUCUUCGCCACGGGCGCUUUCUUCGCCCUCUUUGUGGGGCUCCCUGUGUCGUGGGUCGGGUCCAAAUCCCACGAACCCUUGAGCCUCGCCUUGGGCGCCGCCUCCAGCGGCCUUUUCGUCGCCAUUCUCGCCGUCGUCAGGAUGUACCUCGGCUGGGCUUACGUCGGCAAUCGCCUCCUCAGCGCCACCGUCGAAUAUGAAGAAACAGGAUGGUAUGACGGGCAGAUAUGGGUAAAGACUGCAGAAGUAUUGGCUCGCGAUAGGCUUCUUGGUUCAUUCUCUGUGAAGCCGGUGCUGGGCAGAUUAAAGAACAGCCUGGUCGUCCUCGGCAUAUCAUUGCUCAUCUGCAUAGUCCUCCUUGUAAACUCCGACGACAACAACAAUAACAGCAAUGUUGGCCUGAAGAAUGCAUCCUUUUCAAUUUCAAGUGAUCACAGAAGAGCCAUACCGGGAGUUUACAACGACGAGGCUGCAAGAAACUUCGAGCCGGAUGCUUUCUGCGGCGAUCAAACUCUUGUUCAAUAAUAUAUAUGUAUGUAUAUGAUUGACCUGAAAUAUUUGUGUGUGUAUAGACAUAAUACAUUACAUAUAUGUAAGUGCUUGCUUACUAUAUCUUCUUCUUAAUUUGUAUAGCUUCCAAAGAUUGUGUUA